Centruroides sculpturatus (bark scorpion) is the source of this 480-nucleotide messenger RNA. RefSeq lists its product as uncharacterized. NCBI's taxonomy places the organism in Eukaryota, Metazoa, Arthropoda, Arachnida, Scorpiones, Buthidae. The transcript has a single exon. The record is from RefSeq and is a predicted model, not a curated record. The coding region runs from base 1 to 465 and encodes 154 amino acids.
AUGUUAAAUUUCAGGAUGGCCUUAGAAAAAAAAUUACCUAUUCUGAGGACAGAUUUUAAUAUUUUGGAUAAAGAAUUUGAUUCAAAUCGCGAAAAAUUUGAAAAUGAAAUUAAAAAGAUGGAAGAUGAAAUGAAUCGUUUUAGAAUUCAGAUCGCAUCACGUGAAGAUGAAAUUUUUGGAGGAAAGCACGAUACAAAAGAGAAGGGUGCAACUAGUGGACAACCAAUAGAUGACACAACUGAUGAAAUACAAAGAAUGGAUAAUCGUACAUGGUUGGAUGCUAUGAAUUCUCCAUCCGCUCAUCCUGGCAGACUUCUAAAACUGAAAUUUGAUUUGCAUGAAUAUAAGCUUGAAGAAAUCACAGUCAAAACUGUAUACAAUAAGUUGCAGGUAGGUUUGAUAAGUAUUAUACACUGUAUAUAUAAAUUAUUUAUGAUUCGUACAGAGUUAUGUACACUUUGUUGAUGCACAGAAGAGAGA